AUGUCGCCCGCAGAACCGCAUACUACUGGAGAAUUGAUCUCUUCUGUUGGCAUUCCUCAUGUGUCUAUCGACGUAGGGAACCUUAUUUUCGGCGAUUCUACGACAAGCUUACAGCGAUCAUUUACUGUCAUCAAGAAUAUAGGCGAGGGCUCUUUUGGGUCAGUCUUCCUAUGUGACUGGCAUGGAGAAUUACCAUAUGAAGUGCCACCCUCUACGACUAAUAUCAAUGGUGUCGCGAGGCCAGAAUGGACAGGUAUGCAUUUGGUGGCCGUAAAGAAACUCAAGCGAAGGUUGCAACACGGUUGGGACGAGUGCCAGUACCUCAAGGAGUUCAAGGCACUACAUGCAUUGACCCCCCAUCCAUGCGUCAUUUCUCUCUAUGAUGUCUUUCUCUCAAGUGAAACUUCGGAGUUGUACUUCGUUUUUGAAGCUAUGGAAGGCAACUUAUACCGAUUCAUGAGAGCCCGCAAGGGACGGCCAUUGGCCGCUGGCCUUCUGUCUUGCAUCGUUAGACAGAUAGCAGCUGGACUGCACCACAUUCACUCUUCGGGUUAUUUCCAUCGUGAUAUGAAACCUGAGAAUAUUCUCGUCGCUACCUCGGGGUUCUUACAAUCACAACCAGAUGAACAGAAAGAUGUCGCCAUCAUCUGCAAGAUUGCAGAUUUUGAUUCUGCAAGGGAGAUAUCAAGCACUCCACCUUACACAGAGUAUGUCUCAGGUCGGUGGUAUCGCGCCCCUGAGGUGCUGCUCAAGCAGAGAGACUAUUCUACGCCGGUAGACAUGUGGGCCCUCGGGGCGAUCAUGGCCGAGCUGAUAAACUUGAGGCCUAUAUUUCCUGGUACUGGAGAAAUCGAUCAGAUACACCGAAUCAUCAAAGUACUUGGCGACCCUGCAGAUUAUGGCGUGGACAAACACGGAAGAUCUUACGGAGGUGGUUUAUGGCCCCUUGGCUUGGAAUUAGCAAAGCGUCUUGCCUUCAAUUUUCCUCGGACUGAACCGAGAGAUAUGUAUACGAUGUUCGACAAGAAAACCUCUCGCCAACUUGUCGACUGCAUCUCUGGUCUCCUCAAGUUUGACCCCAGCUUGCGCCUUACUAGCCAACAGUGUCUCGCGCAUGAGUAUCUCGAGGAAUGCCUGCCGGAAAAUCUUCCUGGCGUAGUUCCUGGACUAGAAAUCCACUCUCCAUAA
Messenger RNA from Suillus fuscotomentosus, 1188 nucleotides. Its product is annotated as protein kinase. The transcript is spliced from 4 exons. NCBI's taxonomy places the organism in Eukaryota, Fungi, Basidiomycota, Agaricomycetes, Boletales, Suillaceae. Gene Ontology annotation, cellular component: nucleus; cytoplasm. Gene Ontology annotation, molecular function: ATP binding; protein serine/threonine kinase activity. Bases 1 to 1188 code for a protein of 395 amino acids. The record is from RefSeq and is a predicted model, not a curated record. Gene Ontology annotation, biological process: protein phosphorylation; intracellular signal transduction.